Messenger RNA from Syngnathoides biaculeatus (alligator pipefish), 2595 nucleotides. RefSeq names its product protein SCO1 homolog, mitochondrial (gene sco1). Gene Ontology annotation, biological process: mitochondrial respiratory chain complex IV assembly; intracellular copper ion homeostasis. Gene Ontology annotation, cellular component: mitochondrial inner membrane. The transcript has 7 exons. The record is from RefSeq and is a predicted model, not a curated record. The coding region runs from base 161 to 1072 and encodes 303 amino acids. Gene Ontology annotation, molecular function: copper ion binding; copper chaperone activity. NCBI's taxonomy places the organism in Eukaryota, Metazoa, Chordata, Actinopteri, Syngnathiformes, Syngnathidae.
UCCGUCUGAAUUUCUGCUGAUUUGAGAGCAGUGACAAUUGCAUGUAUUCUCAGCCAUACUUUGCCUUUUACGUUUCAAUGACCUGAUCUGAGAGCAGCAUGAACACGAUGAGUUCCGGUUUCUCUUAUGUCACAUUUUUCUAAACUUAUUGUCCAAAAAGAUGUCGCUAAGUGUUUUGUUUCGCCGUCUGGGUUGUAGGCGGUUUGGCUGUGAUGCUAGAGUUUUACAAAACGUCAGAGUUAUUUACCGUCUCGUACGGAGAGACAUUGGACCGACGUGCACGCUGUCACCACCGCCUGUUGGAGACGUCUGCUGCCGGAUGAAUGUGAGGCAGUGGCAGUCCAGCUUAGCAACACGAUGUCAACAUCUGCAGGGGUCCAAGCACUUUUCCACAGUUCCUCCACCGUCUUCGUCACAGAACAAACCCAAGAAGUCUGGGCCUGUCACAUGGAAAUCUUUAGCGGUAACAUUCGCCAUAGGGGGAGCUCUGCUUGGCGGGAUGAAAUACUUCAAGAGUGAAAAAGAAGAAAUGAUCGAGAAAGAACGUAACAAGUCAAUGGGGCGUCCGGCGCUGGGUGGCCCAUUCUCAUUGGUGGACCACAACAAGAAGUCUGUGAGCAGCGACGACUUCCUGGGCCAGUGGGUGCUCAUCUACUUCGGCUUCACACAUUGUCCUGAUAUCUGCCCUGACGAGCUGGAGAAGAUGAUUGAAGUGGUGGACGAAAUUGACAAAAUCAAGUCUCUACCCAAGCUGACACCAAUCCUCAUCACCAUCGACCCUGACAGGGACACACCAGAGGCCAUGGCGGCAUAUGUCAAAGAGUUCUCUCCAAAGCUGAUUGGCCUGACAGGAACGGCAGCUCAAGUAGAGCAAGUGUCUAGAGCUUACAGAGUUUACUACAGUCAAGGACCCAAAGACGAUGACAAUGACUACAUUGUGGACCAUACCAUCAUCAUGUACCUGGUUGGACCCGACGGACACUUUGUUGACUACUUUGGUCAGAACAAAAGAAAUGUGGAGAUCUCCAACGCCAUUGCGGCUCACAUGAGGAAGUACAAGCCAGAGAAAUGAUUGGAUGCCAGACAGGAGAAACAAACACCUGAACAAACAAAACAAAUUCAAAUAGAAGUGGCAAGAUUGUUGUUUUGAAAAUUAAAACGUAUUUAUCACAUUCCUACCAUACUUGUCAAAUACUUGGCUCUUGUCCAACUUCCUGUUAAGACCCUAUUGAUUUUGAAGCCUUACGUAUGUCUGACAGAAUGUUCUUUGUGAGAUUUUAUUCAACCAGACUUUCUAAGGGAGAACGCUGUUGUUUUUUUUAACACAGUGGUACAUUUAUUAAUGAGUUUUUUGAGUUAUGAGAUGUGCUACGAACAUGCUUGGUUGUUUUGUGUUGUUGUUACCCUUUGGUGUGGAAGUGGUUACAGAAGUGUGUGUGUGUGUGUGUGUGUGUGUGUGUGUGUGUGUGUGUGGCCUUAUUGUGAAGAGUUGGGACAUGCUGAUUGGCUGCAUUACUGAUUGGCCAUCACGUGAUUGGCUGAAGGUCUUUUUAAUCAGCAGAUGGUUGCAGUACUGCAGGGUUCUUGUUCUUCCAUUUCCAACCUGCCCGGCCAAUGGUUUCAUACCUGUGCAUUUCAUUGUUUGUUGGUAGGAGGGAGAAGCUGUUUUUGUUUUAAGACCCUUUUCUCCUGUGUUGGGUUAAGAGAGAGGUAAGCAUGCGUCUUUUGCUUUAAUCAUUGUUUCGCUUUCGUCCAUUGUGUUGGCAUAUUUCUUCCUCUGAAGCUGUAAUAAUACCUUGUAAACUGUGUAACUUGAUUGCUGGUUUCAGAGGGAAAAUGAGAACAAUUUGAUCAGGUUGGGUUCUUGGUGCCACCUGUGUGGAAUUUUGAUGUUCUCCCUGUGCUUGUGAGGAUUUUCUCCAGGCAUUCCCGUUUCCUCCCACAUCCCAAAAACGCGCAUUAAUUGGAGACUCUAAAUUGCCCUCUGAUGUGAUCGUGAGUGUGACGGUUGUUUGUUUCUAUGUGCCCUGUGAUUGGCUGGUGACCAGUUAAGGGUAUACCCCGCCUUGUGUCCAAAGAUGGCUGGCAUAUGCUCCAGCGCUCGUGUAAGCCUUGUGAGGAUAAGCAGCCCAGAUCAUUGAUGGAUGGAUAGAUAUUUGAUUCACUACACUUAAAACUGCAUUGGCUCUCCUUACCCACACGCCAGGGCAUUUCAGUAAUGUAGUAAUUUAUUAGUGGUGUUGUACCUAACUUGCUAAUAAGCAAAAAAAUUCAACCAAAAGACUGUUCUGUAUUUUUUUCUUUUAAAGUUGGGACACUUGGAAAUCUCGGUAGUGUACCUUUGUAUACUAAUUUAGUAGUUUUUUUUUUUUCUGUCUAAAUCCAGCGAUCAGUUGGAUCAAAGGGACUCAUUUUUGAGCUAUAAUAACGAAGUUUCAUGAAAAUAAAUCAUUCAAGAAAUGAAGCUUCUCUCCUCUCUCUCAAACAUUCACAGAUGUCUCCAUCAUUAUCAUUUGCUAAUUCAUUGUCAUCUACUUCUGCAUCAUCUGGUUUGGUCACCCCACCAGGCUCUUCUUCACCAUUGAGGCCCCAAAU